CGGGCUGGAGGCAUUCAUUUAGUCAAUCUACGCGAGCUACUGAAUGACAACUAUUAGGGCUUAUCAAGUAAUUCUGCUGUUAAUCGUCGCACUAGUGCUAUCGACUUCACUGUCGAUUGUUCAAGGCUUAACCUUCGGAGAAGCUCCAGGAUUCGCUGUCGGCACCACCGGUGGGGGAGACGCAACACCUGACCACCCCAAAACACUCGAGGAACUAAUAGAACUCCUCGGCGAUGAUCAACCACGAGUCGUCGUCCUUGACAAAGAAUUUAGCUUCCUCGGGUCCGAAGGAAACACUACCGAGACAGGGUGUCGACCCAAGUCCAACACGGCCUGCCUCGCCAAAAACAACGGAUUCAAGGGCCAGGACGUAAUCCUGUUUCCAGGUGACACUACCCUUACCCACACGGGAGGGUGUGACCAGCAAGUGAAGGUGGAGAUCACGUAUGACAACGCCAAUAAGCAAAUGAUGUCCGUUGGCAGCAACAAGACGCUGCGUGGUGUCGGCAAGAAAGGGGUAUUGAAAGGCAAAGGACUCAAGCUCGAGGGUGACAACAUCAUCAUCCAGAAUAUCCACAUCACUGAGCUCAACCCGCAGUAUAUUUGGGGAGGAGAUGCCUUCUUCAUGGGAGGCAUCGAUAAACGCGCAUUGAAGAAAAUCUGGAUCGACCACGUUAAGGUGUCACGUGUUGGACGGCAGAUGUUCGUCAGUGGUUUUGACGGUGUCGAGAGUAUCACGAUCAGUAACUCGGACUUCGAUGGCCGCACAGACUGGUCGAGUUCGUGUGACGGUCGUCACUACUGGGGGUUCAUUCUGGACGGCACUACUACGCGCGUGAGCUUCCUCCAGAACUACGUCCACUCGACAUCGGGCCGUUCACCAAAAAUCAUCGGUGCGUCAAGUCCGAAUGCAAACGUGGUGGCGCACAUUGCCAACAACUACUGGUCCGACAACUCGGGUCAUUCGUUUGAGCCAGGGAAGAACGCUUUCGUUCUGGCUGAAGGCAACUUCUUUGAGGGUACGUUACAGCCCAUGGAGGCCGACGCUGAGAAAGCGAGCAUCUCGGUGGCGGACGAUUGCAGUGCUGCACUGGGUCGUUCGUGUCCUGGCAACACUGUAGAGAAGAGUGGCAAGUUUGAGUCGGUGAACGGAGCGCGAGCUCUAGAGACGGUGAAGAAGUACAAGGAGAUCACGGGAUACAAACCGGGUGAGGCUACUCAGCUAUCGGAAUCGGCUGAUAACUUCGGCGUUGGCACGUUGGGCGAUUCACCGUCCCAGGGAGAAGUUAACCAGACGGACGGCUCUCAAUCAGAGGCUAAUACCAAGCAAGAGGAUCCUGCUCCCGGUACAAGUACUACUGGAAGCCAGAGUGUUAAAAUGCUAAUUAAUGGGAGCACCGGUGCCGAUGCACCAAAUUUAAAUGGACAAGAGAGCGCAGCUGAUGGUAGCUCCGGAAAACAAGGCAGUAACGGAGAGACUCCGUCUCCAGCAAACCAAGGAAGCAACGAGGGAGACAGCACUCAACAAACUGACGGCCAAGGGAGCGUUCCCCAGGAUUCCGGUCCACCAGAAACACUUCCGCAGAAACCUAAGUGUACAAAGAUAAGUCGUCGCGUUUAAAUGGCGAUGAAGGGUAAGGUACCUGCAGCUACAGUGUAGUUGUCCAAAUACGCUUAAAAAAUGACAUUGAUGUGGUUGA
Phytophthora nicotianae INRA-310 is the source of this 1700-nucleotide messenger RNA. RefSeq lists its product as hypothetical. The transcript has a single exon. Bases 44 to 1621 code for a protein of 525 amino acids. Gene Ontology annotation, molecular function: pectate lyase activity. Lineage: Eukaryota; Oomycota; Peronosporomycetes; Peronosporales; Peronosporaceae. The record is from RefSeq and is a predicted model, not a curated record.